UGCUUUUUUUUUGCUUCUGACGGCGCAGGCUCCCAGAAGCUUGUAAAUUGUUCUGUGUAUCAUAGUUUCGUAUUGCGCCUACUUCUUCAACAUUAUUAUUCUUCUAGCAGGUGUGGUAUAGUUCCUAAAUAAGUGUGCAUACAAUUGUUCUGCAGGCCUGGUCACAAGUGUCAAGGCUCUAGGAAAGUGACCAGGACUCCAUAUAUAUAUGUUUCUGAAUUUGAUCGACAGUCAAAAAGAGCAUGGCAACAUCUAAGGAACGUGCACUGGCACUGGUGACGGAGGUGCCACGGAUUUACCCAGAAAUGCCGCCACCGUAUCCCGACGUAAAGGAAACACCGCCACCUUACGUUCAGUACGUACCUGCUGGAUCGCCGCCUAACAGAUUCGGUGUUGUGAACUCUGCAACUUCGACGACACUGCAGGAAGGACCAGAGCACAAAACGACACGGUUGAGUCGACAGACGAUCGUGAAGUAUUCGCUGUUCACUUCGCUUUUCGUAGCGAUCGUGAUCGUGGCCAUCCUUCUUCUACUACGACUUGUGAAGGAAAAGGAAUACCCAGUACCUCCUGAAGUGGCCAACCUGACCCUGGUAGCAGUCGAUGGUGACUCGUUCACCGCAACUUGGGAGCGACCAGAGGGCCGCUUCGACUACUACUGGAUCGAGGUGAUUGACGACCACGCGAGUAGCGCAAGCAGCCGCUCAGAACCACAUCGUGUCGGCACCUGCACCAACGGCACCAUUAUACACCCGGACCAGACUCAGGUUACCUGUGGGCACAUCGAUGCGUGCUCCAACGUGAGCCUCAAUGUGCGAACGCAUGUGAAUGGACCGCCUGGACGCACUUCCGCGGCCGUUACCCUGCCGGGAAUAUUCAUACCGGGAACAGAUCCCGAUCCACCGAAGAACAUCACCGUGGCUCCUGAAUCGCCUUCGCAGAGCAGACUUUCGUGGGAAGCGCCCAAGACGUACACCGGCGUGCUAGACCGAUACGAAGUCAAAGUCUGCUAUACAUACGAGUCCUGUGACGCCGCUGCAGACGUCUCCACUUGCAGGGACUUCGAUACUUCUGACACGUCACUUCACUUUGAGAGCACCGUGGACACUCCGUACUGUGUGCUUAUAACGGCUAGCGCCCGGUGCGGUAGCCAGGUCUUGAGAAGUCCUACGGAGGCUUCUGAGAUUAGGACCCCUUCUUUCGCUCCAGGAGACUUCACGAUCUCUGCGACUGCACCCAGUCCCAGAUCUGUGCAAGUCGAGGUGUUCGUUCCUGAAGUGAAAAAUGGUGCUUUGGACAAGUGUUCCGGCACGAUACGAAGCCGCCGAACUGAACACGAGUUUAGCUGCAACAAUCACGAUGACAAAUCGGCCACAGUUACUCUGUAUGAAUUGGAACCUGGAACUGAAUACAAUGUCACUGUCACUUUCGCUAACAUCUACGACGGCAGAGAGAUGGCAACGCGGAAAUGGACCUCCGUCACAACGCCAUACGGCUGCGGCACCAAGAGGCGGUCGUUUGUGAAAAUAAGUUCUGACCAGGACGCCAUCCUGGUUCAUGUGAGUAACAUGGACCAGGAUGGUGAAGUCACUCAUGAGCCGGCUCACUCGAACUCCCUAAGACUCGGAAUGAUCCAACCAAUCGAACGAGACUGGAACCAGGACACAUGGAAUCCGCCGUCGCGUGAUCGACCGUACGUGGCUGCUGGCGUGGCUGGACCCUGUACGCCGGAAGCACUCCUGUUGUGCUCAGCAGUUAUUCUAGCGCUGCGGCAGCUAGUGUUUCAGCAGCACUGA
Rhipicephalus microplus (southern cattle tick) is the source of this 1796-nucleotide messenger RNA. RefSeq names its product tenascin-X. NCBI's taxonomy places the organism in Eukaryota, Metazoa, Arthropoda, Arachnida, Ixodida, Ixodidae. The record is from RefSeq and is a predicted model, not a curated record. Gene Ontology annotation, molecular function: protein binding.